AUGUCGCCAGCUGAUUCAGAACCAGCUUCCCGUACGGAGAACUUGGAUCAGAGCCCGACGAACCCGUUGGGCACCUUCUCUAACGCCGCGAGCGACACUUCAAAGUCUCUGAACGAGAAUCAACAGCGAAAACGGCCUGCUUCUGUCGCCGGCAUCGUUCACGUACGUCGAAUUCCCCCGGGAUUGAGUGUCGCUGAACUCAGACGCAUUCUUGAAAGGUAUGGACGCAUAGGACGCGUGUACUUGCGCAAAGAGCAGGAAAGUGAGCGACGCGAACGCAUCAUGCGUGGCGGCAGUCGUCGUAGGAUGGCGUUGGAAGCUUGGGUCGAGUUCCUGGAUCAGCAGAGGGCCGAGCAGGUGGCGGCUUUACUGAACGCAACCCCCAUGGACCCUCAGCGAAGAAGGAGCCGAUUUCACGGGGAUCUGUGGUGCAUUGAAUACAUCCGUGACCUGCAGUGGCACCAUCUUUCGGACCAGAUGGCAGCCAUGCGAAGAGAGCGCGUCCUCCGCAUCAAGAACGAGGUGCAUGCCUCACGAAGGGAGCGCGAUCACUGGCUCGAGCGUCUGCGCGAGGCUCAUGUUGACGCGGCUAUCCAGCAAAAACGGCAAAAACGAUUACAGCGAAACCCAGGAGACUAUCGCGCGAAGUCAAACGAGUCACGCGAGCGUAGGAUGCCACCGCAGCACCGUCCACGUGCACAGCGUGACAUCGCACCGACCGAGCGUGGGGUGGAAGCGAGCAGCACCUCGCCGGCAGAUUGCGAACCGUGCUUGUCAAGCAAGGAGCCUUCCGUUGAGCGGAUCCUCAGACAGAUCGCAAAUCCGACCUAUACGUAA
Messenger RNA from Cyanidioschyzon merolae strain 10D, 837 nucleotides. Its product is annotated as similar to basal transcription factor ABT1. The transcript has a single exon. Gene Ontology annotation, cellular component: nucleolus. Lineage: Eukaryota; Rhodophyta; Bangiophyceae; Cyanidiales; Cyanidiaceae. The record is from RefSeq and is a predicted model, not a curated record. Gene Ontology annotation, biological process: endonucleolytic cleavage to generate mature 5'-end of SSU-rRNA from (SSU-rRNA, 5.8S rRNA, LSU-rRNA); small-subunit processome assembly; endonucleolytic cleavage in 5'-ETS of tricistronic rRNA transcript (SSU-rRNA, 5.8S rRNA, LSU-rRNA). The coding region runs from base 1 to 837 and encodes 278 amino acids. Gene Ontology annotation, molecular function: RNA binding.